GUAAGUAACCAUUCUACAGUUACAUCUAUAAUUACUAAACUAAAAGUAUUAAAAACAAUCAUGAAUCGUUUAACUUUCUUCGCCGUUGCACUCUCGUUAGUCUUUACCAUCGCCAAUGCACAAAGCGAGUUAGACACCGACAUUUCGGAAGAGCCUACUACAGUCACCGAUAACAUCAAUGAGAAUUUAACUAAAUUGGAUUUAACUAACAAAGAAUUCGAAGCACGGGAAGAUGAAAUGGCCACCGAAAUGGCCUAUAUGAUAACGUUCAUUACAAAGUCCUUAGCAGAUAUUUCAAAAAUUACAGAAAACAUGAAAAGUAUGAGCAACAAAUCGAAUAUCGAUGAAGCUUCUAUGAAAAAUCUUGUUAAUCAUCUAGUAAGUUUUAAAGAAGACGACAACACGAUGGAAGAUCAAAUUAAACGUGUAUUGGAAUAUAGACAGCAAUUCAAAUCAGCAAUUCUAAAAUAUUUAAAGAAUAUGCCAAUUGACACUGAAGAUGCRAAAUUAAUGGAAAAAGAACUACGUAAUCAGAUGAAAAAACGAUUGCCUAAUAUCCCAAUUUCGGAGAACAUAAUGGAUCUUCCUGCAAGUAUGCAAAAUAUGCUACCAAAUUAAAUUCAAAAUUAUUUAAUUUAUUUUGUAAUUGUACUUUAAAGUUUAUUUCCGGUAUUAUUAAUUAUGUCGC
This is a messenger RNA of Diuraphis noxia (Russian wheat aphid), 688 nucleotides long. RefSeq lists its product as uncharacterized. The record is from RefSeq and is a predicted model, not a curated record. Lineage: Eukaryota; Metazoa; Arthropoda; Insecta; Hemiptera; Aphididae.